AUGUGUCGCGAGAUCUUCAGUACGUUUGGAAUACCGUCAGUACUGGUGAGCGACAAUGGCGUCCAGUUUACUCCGGAGGUUUUCCAGCGGUUCCUGAAGAUGAACGGUGUAGUCCACAAAAUGGGAGCGCCAUAUCAUCCGGAAACGAAUGGACAGGCCGAGCGAUACGUCCAGACGUUCAAGCAGAAAUUGAAGGCGUUGAAGUGUGUCAAUUCUCAGCUGAACUUGGAGCUUACGUACCGCAAGAUGAUUCAUCCGUCUACCGGGAAAUCACCGUCAUUGCUCGGUCAACAGAUUCGAUCGAAGACCGACUUGCUGCUACCGAAGAAUGAAACUUCAAGCAAAGCUGAUAUUGUUGUGCGUCAGUUCUUGGAUGGUGAUCGAGUUCGUGUUCGCGAUUUCUUGUCGAGUAUGUAG
Messenger RNA from Ochlerotatus camptorhynchus, 417 nucleotides. RefSeq lists its product as uncharacterized. Gene Ontology annotation, biological process: DNA integration. NCBI's taxonomy places the organism in Eukaryota, Metazoa, Arthropoda, Insecta, Diptera, Culicidae. Gene Ontology annotation, molecular function: nucleic acid binding. The transcript has a single exon. The record is from RefSeq and is a predicted model, not a curated record. Bases 1 to 417 code for a protein of 138 amino acids.